Protopterus annectens (West African lungfish) is the source of this 5920-nucleotide messenger RNA. RefSeq names its product protein spinster homolog 1-like. The transcript is spliced from 13 exons. Gene Ontology annotation, cellular component: membrane. Bases 386 to 1990 code for a protein of 534 amino acids. Gene Ontology annotation, molecular function: transmembrane transporter activity. Gene Ontology annotation, biological process: transmembrane transport. The record is from RefSeq and is a predicted model, not a curated record. Lineage: Eukaryota; Metazoa; Chordata; Ceratodontiformes; Protopteridae.
AAGAGCACGCAAACUGAAGCAUCCGACUUUAUUUAUGUUAGUAUGAAGUACAGUUAACGUUGUCUUCCUUCCAGGAAGUAAAGAAAGAAACAUGUUUAAAGCAUUAAGAUAUGGAGAAUGGAAUAAUGUAGGUCCAGUCAGGGACAGAUAUUAGCUUUGUGGACUCUGCUGUUUAGAAUGAGACUGCUUUGAAGACUUGUUUUCACGUUUUUGUCCUGUACUGAAGUGGAGAUGUGAUUUACUGCUUGCUGAUAACUGUAGACUUGGAGUCUUUGAAGAUUAUCGUACUCUGUCCUUCUCUAUUUCCAGCAAAUGCACGAUUGGACAGUAGAGAUGGAGUCCGUGAUGUGUAACUGCUAGAACUGAUUCCCGGAGUGCAGGGGGCAUGGGGGAGAGACUGGGGUGGUCUGCUGAUGCAGACACAGAUCCCCCUGUUCUUACACUGCCAGACAACACUGGGACAACAAACUCUGUCGGAGAACACCAUCUAAGUGAUGGAGCUGCCGAAUCUUUCACUGACAAUGGAGACCAGUGUGAGGAAAAUGAUACUGACACUGUCACUGGCAUGUCACGUCGCCAUUCUGUUCUUGUGGUGUUAAUACUGUUUUACAUCAACCUGCUGAAUUACAUGGACAGGUUCACCGUUGCAGGAGUACUGCCUGAAAUCCAGACAUACUUUAAUAAGAAUGACAGCGAAACUGGCUUGCUACAGACAGUUUUUAUUUGCAGUUACAUGGUGCUGGCACCUGUCUUUGGUUACCUAGGAGAUCGCUAUAACAGGAAAAUAAUCAUGUGCUGUGGAAUAACCUUCUGGUGUUUGGUCACCUUGGCUAGUUCUUUCAUUACUGAGCAGCAUUUUUGGCUGUUGCUACUAACUCGGGGGCUUGUGGGAGUCGGAGAGGCAAGCUACUCUACCAUAGCUUCCACCAUCAUUGCCGAUCUGUUUGUAGCAGACCUCCGCAGUCGGAUGCUUUCAGUCUUCUACUUCGCCAUUCCAGUCGGCAGUGGACUGGGCUACAUUGUGGGAUCGAAAGUGAAAGACGCCACUGGAGACUGGCAUUGGAGUCUCAGGGUGACUCCAGCCCUUGGUGUGCUAGCAGUGGGGAUGCUGAUCUUCUUUGUGAAAGAGCCACCCCGUGGAGCAAUGGAACAUGGCGCAAAUAGGCAGCUUGUCAACACAUCCUGGUUUAUCGAUGUCAAGGCACUAAUCCACAACCCCAGUUUUAUCCUUUCUUCCCUGGGCUUCACAGCCGUGGCAUUUGUGACAGGAGCACUAGCUUUGUGGGCUCCCACUUACCUGAUACGAUCCCAAGUUGUACAAGGCACAGCUAAACCUUGUAUCAAGCAGCCAUGCGUCUCAAAUGACAGUUUGAUCUUUGGAGUUAUCACAUGCAUAACUGGCUUCCUGGGUGUAGGUUCUGGUGUGGAGAUUAGUAAAUGGUACCGAAAGAGGAACCCUCGUUCCGACCCUCUGGUGUGUGCUGCUGGCCUCCUCAUUUCUGCACCGUUUCUCUACCUUGCCUUGGUUUGUGUAGUUAGCAGUAUUACAGCCACUUAUGUAUUUAUCUUUAUUGGUGAAACCUUUCUGUCUUUAAACUGGGCACUUGUGGCUGAUAUUGUUCUGUAUGUCGUCAUCCCAACACGUCGAGCCACUGCCUCUGCCCUGCAGAUCGUUCUAAGCCACUUACUGGGAGAUGCUGGGAGCCCCUAUAUCAUUGGUGUGAUAUCAGACCAGAUACGUGCAGUGAGACCGGAUUCCUUUUUGUCAGAAUUCCGCAGCCUGGAGUAUUCCCUCAUGAUCUGCUCAUUUGUCAGCGUAAUUGGUGGAGCUUUCUUUCUCGCCACUGCUGUUUUUAUUGAGAAUGAUCGCAAGAAAGCAGAACUUCAAAUAAAAGGUGCACUAACAAUAAAUGAUGACGACGUUGGGGUCCACGUUCCCCCGAAUGGGACAACAGCACAGCUGCCUGUCUCCAGUGACUUUAUCUGUUGAAUGGAAGAAGAUGUGACACCUCUUUUGUUAGACCACAUCCUUAUAGAAGUCACAGACCUGUCUCUGGCAAGAAAAGGUUCUUUAUUGUAUUUAUCAGUGACAGGUUUUCAGCAAACUGACAGAGCCUAAGAAAAUGCACAGAGUUAAUUAUGCUUUCCAGCAACAUAGACAAUCUGUUUGUGUGCCUUAAUUAAAAAGAGAGGUGAUCUUCUUUCUUAACUUGCUAUAUUUUUCUUAAGGAGCUCCCGAGGAACUUGUGGAAUGAUCCUUGCUGUCUGUGGUCUUGACAGCUUCUCCCACUAGUUAUGUGACAUUAUAGUAACAGUUAUUUUGAAGUAGGAAAAUAAAAUGCUGCUCAUAUUUCCCAGUGGAAUCCUUACUUGUUUUUAACUGAUUUAAUAAUAAGAAACACCCAAAACAUUGGUGCAAGAAGACUGUAAUUUUACAGAAGGUUGCAAAUCACACAGCGCUAAAGGGCGAAGAGUACUAGGUUUGAAGUAAAGGACAGACACUACCAUGAGCCCUAUUUCAGUCUGCAACUUUUUUUUUCCUGUGCUUCCCAUACUUUUGGCUGUCUGGUGGUACAGCUGCUUUUACACUGCAGGCAUCCCACUUGAAAAUGGAACCGUUGAGGAUUGGCACAGUUUCUCUGACUAAUGACGAGUACUUACAGUGUGACUUAACUGUUACUGCAUGUCUUGGCAAUUGGAGAUGUGAGUAUUUAGAACUUUGUCCUUGGCCUAAAGAGACAUCAGCUUGUACCCGUGGCAUAAUAGAGUUCUUCUCAUAUGCAGAGAACUCUUCCAGUGGGUCUGUGGCAGCAGUGGUUUUCUGGACUGCAGGCCCCCCACACCUUCACCUCAUGAAGGAGAAGAAAGAAGACUCUCCUUCUUCCUGGCUGGCCCUAAUGAACAUUUUUUCCCCCACAACUAAAUCUUGUAACCUUUCCAGUAUAGCAGUCAAGAAGGCUGAAAUUAUUUUUUCCUGCCUGGUUUUGCAUUGAGAAAGUGAUCGGUAACUAAUGUUUUUUGUAUAUUCACAGGAGUGUGCCCAGGGUAGUCUCUACUCACUACAGCUGUUGGCAUCACUAAGUAAAUUCUUAUCAAUCUUUUUCAGCUUACCUACCAUCUGUUAAUGACCUUCCUUACUUUUAUGGUUCAAAUAUGCCUUGUAGCUUUACCACUACAUGAAUACCAUUUGUUGUAGUGUCCUGCAGACCCUGCCUUCCCUGUAGUAUCCAGAAAUUGUAAUAAUUUUCUUCAGGUAGUUACAAAUUCCUGCAUUAUUUCCCACCUGCGUUGGCCUAAUGUGCUUAAUGGCUCCCAUGCCUGUUCCCAGUUUGCCCAUUUGUUCUUCUUAACGUGGUGAGAACUAGUCUCGUUCAUUCCCAGGACAGGGUGAGAACUCUACAGCCUACUCGUAUGUUGACACAAAUGUGAGCCUAAAGCUAAGAGUUCAGGGUUGCAGAGUGAACACGUCUGCAGUCGUGUAUUUGACUUCAGCAAUUGCCUGCUUGGAUGGGCAUUACAUAUGGAUGCUACUUCCCAUACUGCUCCCAGGGUGGGGCUAUUGCUAAUGGAGAUACAGUUGUCCAGUCUUACAAGGGAACCAACAAUAGGUCAACCCCCAAAAAUAGGCCUACCUAUUUCCAACAAUCCAGCUCUAGUAGAUAUCCAUGAUGCUAAUCAAACCAGGUCACUGCACUGUAAUAAGGGCUUUACUUCACUACACCAGUGGAGCUGGCCCCAUUUCUGCAUAUAUACUUUCUUCAAAUGGAGGUAUUAGCCUGCUUCAGUGAUGCACCUUACCUACCAUUAAGUUGUAUCCUUUGUUAUGUCGCUAUGUUGUAAAUUACAGAGAUGUCAUGGCUGUAGAUGAGGACACUCUCCAAUACCAGAACCUCUCACACACCUAUCUCUUGGAGGGACUUUGUUACAGGAUCCUAUAUGGGAGUGUGCCUUCUUUAGCAGCUAUGAGAUAAACUCUGUGAUUUGAUGUGUUUGUUAUUGUAGAUGUUGCCAUACAUACAGUGCACUAGGCUUUGUUUUGUGUCAGCACAGACUUGUUUAGUAUCUCUAAUCAGGGUUUUGCUAAGCUGCAAGGCAAUAUAGGAGUACUUCUGGGAUAACAAUGUACUUUGAAAUGGAGUGAAGCAUGCUGUCAAAAGCUGACCGCUUUUACAAGUGUCAUUAUACCAUUGACAGUUAUGAAAUAUGUUCUGAAGUUAGUUAUUUUUUAGUUCUUUUUUAUUAUUACUUGAAUAAUUUAAACAUUUCACAUUAGAAAAGGGGAACCGUUACUAACUAACUGUAAUUUUGAUGACUGGCCAGCAGAUGGCAGAUUAUGCCUCCCUACAAGGACGUAAACUAGCAUACAUCAGUAACUGACUUGCGCUCUGGGACCAUUUUUCAGCACUGGUGCAUACUUCUAAAACACUUGUCAGUAAGGGGCACAGGUCUGCUUGAAAGACAUAACUGCUAGGAGCACAGACCCUUACGUUAAGAAACUGCUUUAUCCACGUUGCUGCACUGAAUAUUGAUCUGUGUAACUGCAGCUCUUCGACAUGCAUGUACGUAUGUGUGUUAUGUAUGUGCUGAGUUCAUCUUUCCCCAAUAAAUACCUGUUUGUAGCCUACAGUUGUGGGACUCUAGGACUGAUGGCACAGUAGCUGAAGCACAUCAUCUGUGUGAUUCUAGGGUAAUGCACAUGGACACUAGACUUGCAUGUUGCUGUGUGAUGUCAUGCUCUGUUUACCGCAAGUAAUACAGAUUAAUGGUGUUUGCUUGCUGUCACACUUAGUGGAUAGAAUGGAGCAGAUUCAAGACUGUAGAUUAACAGUAAAUUUAUUAGCAGCAGCACCACGUGCUGGAACAGACUGAAGACACGUUUAAUUUUGUCUACAAACCCAGGUGAAGGGAACUGGGAUAGAUUAGGUAAUGAAUGAAUUGAGGUUUGCAUUCCCUGCUGUGUCUACUUAAACUUUCAGACUGAGCUAUUUAGCAGUGGAUAACACUGAAAGUGUAUUUUUUUAUCCAUCUAUUUCAGUAACAUGAAUUCUGGACUUCUUUAAAUGACUGCAGUACAAGUCUAGUGCUGGAAAUGAAGGGUAGACACACAGAUCCUUAUUAGUUGUCUUGUGUUGGGAUGGAUGAUGUUGAGGUUUGAGCCUUUACUGUGAUACAGAUUGAGCAGCGAGUCUCUGUUCAUAGUACUACCUUGGGAUAUAAGAUGCAUUAGGGCCAUUAAUCAGCAACCUAUGUAUUGGAGGGGGAUCUGUGAGGGGCUCCAUUAUGAAGGUGCGCCCUCUAGUAGAGCCAAGAGAGGAGCGUCCUGAACCAUGUACCACUGAUGAAAGCUACAAGUUGAAACUGGUCUGGUGUUUAGAAUAAAUUUUCACGCACUCCCAAGGUGCUGGCUGUUUUUUUUUUAUGUUUAUCAUUUGCAUAUAUCCCAUGUGCCUCGGACACAAGAGGUUUGAGAGGUCACUCAGUGGACGUUCUAGCUUAGCUGGAGUUUUCAUUUAGUUUUUAAUGUACAAAUAUGGGAAAAGUUACCAUAUGUAGACAGUAGGGGAUGAGUAAUUACAUUUUCAUUUGAAAGUAACCGUGUGCUCUGAUUUAGAGCUAUUGUUAAACAAGUGAAAUGUUAAUGCAUUUGGAUCUUGAAAGCAUGAGGGAAAUCUGGAUUAAAAAACAAAAUGUCUCAACUUUAGGAAAAGGGAUAGAGUCACUCAGGACAGUAGUGAUAUUGACUGUAAUAAAUUGUGUGACAAAUGUAAAUCAUGAUUCGUAUCAUGUUGUUAUUCUCUUGGGAGGAAUUGUUCUCCUGCUGUAUUGCCCUAAAGCUGGGCUAUUUGUAUGUAAUCUUUCCUUCUGAUUUUGUACUUUAUUUGUAUAUGUCAAAGGAAUUAAAAUUAAAUGAUUAAAUUUG